AUGAUUCAUUCGCAUUCAACGCCUGCACCUGACAUCCUCCCCGCCCGUGCUCCCGACGUAGCGCUGCUCCAGCGUGACUGGACCCUCGACGCAAUCCUCAACCUCGUGCACACUCCGGGAGAGCCGAACGCGCCGUUGGCCACACAAACCUCCGAAAUUGGUCGUCGGGACGCUGAAUCGGGACUUUGCCGCGUCUCUCAGGCCGCAAUCAUCGACGACCCGCUAGUCCCCACGUCGGCGGCUGAGACGGGCGCAUCGAUCCCCGUCUCUACCGCCUUCUAUCCCGGCGCCCCGUUCGACGCCGGACCCGAAGAUGUCGUCCUCGUCUCUAGGGACCUCGCCCUCUUCUACGCCCACUCCAGCGUUCUCAACAACUCCAGCAACCACUUCGACUCCCUGCUACCUGCGACGAACCCGGACCCCAGCGUUCCUUGCGUCGUCUACAUACCCGAGGACGCUCAGGUCCUCAACGCCCUCCUGCACUUUAUCUACGACCUCUGCUGCGCGCACUACUCGCCCGCCUUCGCGCACGCCGAGCGCGCGCUCGAAGCGCUCCCCCGGUACGGCUUCUCGGUCCGCUCCGCCGUCGCUCCCGGCCGCGCGGCGUUCGACCUCUUCGCGAACGCUUACGCGCCGAUGGACGUCUACGCCCUCGCGGGCGCCUAUAACCUUAUGAGCCUCGCGGUCGCCACCUCUGCGCACCUGCACGCGUUCCCGCUCCCGAGCGUCGACGACGCACUCGCGGAGCGCAUGGGGGCCCGGUAUCUCCGCCGCCUGUUCUUCCUCCACCUCGGCCGGACGGACGCGCUGAAGCGCCUCUUGCUCGCGCCGCCGGAGCAGCACCCGCCCAGCCCCGUCUGUAGCACCGGGGAACAGAUGAAGCUCACGCGCGCGUGGGCGCUGGCGUGCGCGUAUAUAGGCUGGGAUUCGAAGCCGAGCCUCACAGCUUCCGAGAUCCGGGCGGCGAUGAAUCCCCUGGCCGAUGGCCUCGUGUGCGCGCAGUGCAGGAUGGCGUUCCGCGAACGUGUCUCGACGUUGGUCGCGAACUGGGCUGCGGUCAGGACCACCAUCGUGGAAGACCUCGAUACCUGCUCGCGGUAA
Molecule: messenger RNA, 1101 nt
Organism: Punctularia strigosozonata HHB-11173 SS5
Lineage: Eukaryota; Fungi; Basidiomycota; Agaricomycetes; Corticiales; Punctulariaceae
Exons: 3
Coding region: 1-1101 (366 amino acids)
Molecular function (GO): protein binding
Source: RefSeq, a predicted model, not a curated record